Messenger RNA from Funneliformis mosseae, 501 nucleotides. The record is from the annotation of a GenBank genome assembly. Lineage: Eukaryota; Fungi; Glomeromycota; Glomeromycetes; Glomerales; Glomeraceae.
AUGUAUAGCGGAAAGACUUAUAAAAUUCUUUUGGCAAUCGAAGAAACAUCUAUUUCACAUAAUGCAAUUGAAUACGCGUUCGAUCUAUGUUCGCGUUUAAAAGAUCCGUAUAUUCUAUCAAUAAUCUAUGUCAUUGCAUUAAAUCCUGAAACAAGUGUCCCGUUUUUGCAUAAUCUAGACAAAGCAAAUAAUCUUGAUAUUCUUCUUGAUGCAAAAGAGACUGUGGGCAAAUUAAGAGAUUACUUGAAGACAUACGAUAAAACCUACCCGGAUGUACAAUAUGAUUUUAUUGAACACGAAAGUCAUGGAACCGUCGGGGAAAUUCUAACCGAAUAUAUUUCUCUACAACAACCGAAUUUGCUAAUUAUUGGAUCAAGGAAUCUUGAAGGCUUACAAAAGGUCCGUUUGUUAUUCCCUCGAAUAUCUUCCAUUGUGUUGAGUUCAACUAGUGAAUAUUUGGUGAGACAUGUAUGCUGCCCGGUGACAAUCAUUAAACAAUGA